Molecule: messenger RNA, 1131 nt
Organism: Hyla sarda
Lineage: Eukaryota; Metazoa; Chordata; Amphibia; Anura; Hylidae
Product: olfactory receptor 5V1-like
Exons: 5
Coding region: 1-1131 (376 amino acids)
Biological process (GO): G protein-coupled receptor signaling pathway
Cellular component (GO): membrane
Molecular function (GO): G protein-coupled receptor activity; olfactory receptor activity
Source: RefSeq, a predicted model, not a curated record
AUGUACUGUGAACAAACAGAAGUCAAUUUGAACGGGCUGCUAAGAAUUCUGCCAUCACAGUGUUGGGCUCAGAUGAAACUAACCAAAGUAUGGAUUCUGACCUAUAUCCCCGAUCCUGCCAAACAGCGUCUUAUUGUGUACCAGCCUCUCGAGCAUAUGCCAUUGGUUGGCCCACAACAUCAGAAGAACCACACGUCCCUGGAAUACUUUUUGCUUCUUAAUCUUUCCGAUGGUUGGGUCUUUGUCACCAUUCUAUUUUUUGUCAUCUAUUGCACAAUCCUGAUUGGUAAUUUAAUCAUUUUCAGCAUCAUUAGAGUUGAGCCCCAUCUCCACACCCCCAUGUACUUUUUCUUGAGUAACCUCUCCGUGCUCGACUUCCUUUAUUCCUCGGUUACACUCCCAUUGAUGCUAUUUAACUGUAUAACUGGCAACACAAAAAUUUCUUUCCGACAAUGUAUCGGUCAGUUGUAUUUGUUUGUGUCACUCGGAGGGGCGGAAUGUAUAUUGUUGGCUGUCAUGGCGUACGACCGUUUUGUAGCCAUAUGCAACCCAUUACUUUAUCCAGUGGUGAUGAGCGUCAGGACUUGUGCCAGUCUUGCUGCGGCAUCAUGGUUAAGUGGGUUCCUUAAUUCUAUUCUUCACACGGUCAUGACUGCCAACCUAAUAUUUUGUAAUUCAGAACAGAGCAUUAACCAUUUCUAUUGUGACGUACCUCCCCUAAUACAGGUGGCUUGUAAUCCCACCAAAACCAGUAAAAUCCUGUUGUUUGUGGUAAGCGUUUUUCUAGGUUUUACCCCGUUCCUCUACAUUGUCAUCUCCUAUGUCCACAUCAUCUCCACCAUUACAAAAAUGAAGUCUUCUGAAGGGCGUUGGAAGGCGUUUUCGACCUGUUCAUCCCACCUCAUUGUGGUGACCAUGUUCUAUGGGACAGCUAACCUUAACUAUGUUGGACCUUCCGGAUACUCUUUGGAGUUGGAACAAUCAGCUUCUCUCUUAUACAGCAUAUUGACACCUCUGGUAAAUCCAGUUAUCUACUGCUUGAGGAACAAGGAAGUGAAGGCGGCCUUGAAAAAACAUUUCAGAUAUACUGACUUUAAAGGGACAGAAACCUCUCGGAUAAUCUAUUUGUAA